Molecule: messenger RNA, 1391 nt
Organism: Tribolium castaneum (red flour beetle)
Lineage: Eukaryota; Metazoa; Arthropoda; Insecta; Coleoptera; Tenebrionidae
Exons: 3
Coding region: 631-1221 (196 amino acids)
Source: RefSeq, a predicted model, not a curated record
AAAUUUUUGCAAAUUCAGCAAAUUUUGGUAUCAGAUUACAUUUUUUGCUGAUGUCAACAAAAUUUUUGCAAAUUCAGCAAAUUUUGGUGUCAGAUUACAUUUUUUGCUGAUGUCAACAAAAUUUUUGCAAAUUCAGCAAUUUUUUUUAAUAUCAAAUUACAUUUUUUGCUGAUGUCAGCAAAAUUUUUGCUAAUUCAGCAAUUUUUUUUUGAUAUCAGAUUACAAUUUUUGCUGAUGUCAGCAAAAAUUUUUUUGUAUAAUCAGCAUUCCCCACUCUAUUUUACCUCCAAAAUGGCGGAUUUGUUUUCCUUAAGGCCUUAUAAAAGCUUUAGGGGCACUCAAAGUUAACAGUAAAGCUUCAUCGUGUGUAUAUUGUGUGUUUUUAAAAUAUGAGUUAUUUUGAAGCCUCUACUUCGGCAAAUGCCACCACUUCCGAAAAUAAAGUAAGUUUUUGAAAUUGAUUUUAAUUACUUUUAACAAUUUUUUAACAUUUUUUUAAAUCAAAUUUACUUCAAUAAAAUAUUUAUUAUUUUUUACUUUAGUCUAAUAUUUUUUUAUAUUUUAUAGCUGAAGAGGAAAAAUUUGUUAUCAUUAAAAAAAAGCCAACCUCCACCACCACUACGAAAAAACAUGAAAAUAGAUGUCUCAAUUAACGAGCCUCCACCACCACCGCAAGAGGGUCAAAUUAUUGAUCUGGUAACUCCUGCCUACGUAGGCACACCUGCGGGGCAGGAGGAAUUUGAAGAGCUCCUCUUAGCUGUAGGGGGAGACUGGGAGGAGCUCUUUAAAUUUGGAGAAGAAGUGGACCCUCACCCCAAAAUUGUUGUCCACUCGGACGAAUUAAUUAAACCGGCUGCGGCCACGGGCCGUAAAAACCUUAGCCUCCUAAGGAGGACGCAGGAGGAGGAAGAAAAUUUCUCCGACAUGGAGGAGGAGGCUGGGCUCGUGGCGCAACCGGUUGACCCGGAGAAAAUUGCGGAUAUAAGGAAUCAGUUCGAAGAGACGGCUGGGGGGAUGCGAGCAGAAAUUAGUGGUUUAAAACUUAAAAUAGAGGAGAAACUAAUGAUUUUGAAGCACAAUAGAUCAAAAGGUGAAAAACUCAUUAAAUCACUUCAAACAAAAAUUGAAUAUAUAAAAGAAACUCAGGAGGGGGUGAGUUUAAUAUUAAAAGCACAAAAGAAAGAAGAAGAAUAUUAUCAGAAUAUUUUAAAAAAUUUGUAAAUUACUUGUAAAUAUAAUUAGUUAUAGUUUGUAAAUAUUUUUAGUUAGUAAAUUGUAAAUUUGUAAAUAGGUAUAUAUUUUUGUUAGUUUAGUUUUUAUUUAUUAGGUAGGUAUUAGGUAUUACUGUUAGGAAUUAAUUUUUUAAUUUAUUUAAUAAAUAAUAGUUAGUA